GAGCCUGAGCCAUAUACAUCGCCCAAACAUUUCAAAGUUUCUUGUGCUAGUUUUGAUAGAUGAAGAACUGAAAAUACGUGGGGUUUAUUUUUAAUUAGAGAAGAUGUCUACGAAAAACCGUUUAAUUCAAAACUUUGUAAGCUUAGUUCCUGACUACACACGUUCAAAAUGUGAAAGGUACGAAUCCGGAAUCCAAAGGUGCCUUCAGGUCAUUUGCUGCAUGGAAAAUCUUUCAGUUUUUGAUACCAGCCAGCUAGAUAUUAUAGAAUUUUUCAUCAAUCUUAGAGAACUUUUAAGAACAUGUGACAACAAAUCCUGCCUUGGGUGGAAGGCUGUGGAACUAGUUAAACAUCUAAGUUCAGAUUCAUCUAUUUUUCAACUUCUCUGUGAAUUAGAAUUUGUCCCAAUUCUUUCGCAAUAUCUUCACGGGCAACUGGAGGCUGACAAGGCAGUGUUAUUGCUGUCUGCAAUAGAAACAUUGAGUGAAGGCAUAAUUGUGGAAAGAACAGGCUAUUGGCUUGGAAAUAUUUUGAAAUAUUUAACUAAUUCUAUCUUGGAAAAAUGUGACUACACUCUGCCACACUUACUUGCUGUUCUGUCAAAUUUGUGCUUUGAAAACUAUGUUGUAAUCACUGAACUUCAGAGAGAAAAUCGAUCUGAGUUAUUACUCCAAUAUCUUAUCCAGUUGCAAGCAAAUAAUCCCUUAGUUCAACUUCAUGCCUCUCAGGUCGUCUUUAGUAUAUUGGCGACUAGCUCUAUUAGCGAAGCGAUGCUGGCAAACUACUUAAAAACGGUUGUCGAUGUACUUCCAAUAGGGGCAAAAACACACAAUACAAAUCUUAUCCAGCGCUGUGGAUCCAUAUUUUCAUGGAUGUCGCGCGAUCGCCUCAUCCUUGAAAUGAUGAAAACCCCUCAUUUUCAAGAGCUACUGGAAGACUGUUUGAAAGACAUGGUAGCUUUACUUGCUUUUUCCAAACAUACAAGUACAACCAACAGCAUUCUGCUCUUCAUAACGAAGUUGCUUCGAACCCAGUUGAUCCCCAACAAAAAGUUUACUGAAGCUUACAUACCAUCCCUUAUUCCACUUUUUCAAAAUGCUGCAUUGACCGAAAACCUACUCGAACUACUGGCGGAUUUAGUUAAAAACUCACCCAGUCUUCAUUUAAUGGAAGACAUCCUCGAACAACUUUUCAGCCAAGUUGUCAAUCAACUCAACAAUUUUAAAAAUCCUACAUGCAAGACGUCCUGCAGAAUUCUUGGACAUUCGUUGCAAAUUCUACAAAAGCUAUAUAAAGUUUCACCUUCCAACACUCGCAUUACAUCGCUGCUCAAACCGGACUCCUUCGUCAACAUUGUGUCAAAUUUUGUGAUACUUAGCGAAGAAGUAGAAGAGAAGAAAGCCGAUUCGAACCUGUCUCUCAAUUCUGGUAUUAUGGCGCAUUACACAUCAGAAACGAGAGUCAUCGUUGUCGAGUGCCUGACUCUCCUCGCGCAAAUUGCUUGCCGUGACGCGGACUACUUGCAAAAAUACAGCUAUAUGCUAGGACAGCCUAAUGUGCAUCAGUGCCUGGCAUCCGCAAUUUUGCAGGGUGACUGCCAUGUCAAACAAGACGCGCUAGCCCUAGUCGGGACUUUAGGAUUUUCUAGUGAUAGUGUGAUGGGCUUAUCGCAUGCCUUGGAUCAAUUAUGUACGCGACGUGGCAGCGUCACGGAAGACCGUGAGCAGUCAAUAAACCGCGCCUUUUUGAAUUGGAACCUAUCUCCUGAGCAAAUGAAGAAAAUUGACAACCUUACAAAACAAAUGCUUAACCAGGAAAAAUUUUGGGAGAACAUGAAAAAAUGCGAGAUCCUUGAACUGAUGGAACUACAACUUGGAAGACGCGAGCGGGAAGAGCAUCGAUUGAAGCUGCAAUUGGAUUCUACACAACAAGACCUCAAUACAUUAAAAAUAAACCUACUGCAAAUAAAAGCAGAGAACGAACGAAUGAUGGCCAUGGUUCUUAGCAAAAAUGAACUGGUCGAAUCCAAGGAGGCGGAGAAUCGAGGAUUAACGAGACGUCUGGAAAAAAUGCAUGAGACCCAGAGAGUGAACCAGUCCGAUUGGAGAAAAGAACGUGAGCGAAUGCAAAGGGAGAAAGACAAGUUUGAAUUAGCGCAAACUGAAGCAACGAACCAGAUCCAAGCCCAGCUUGAUUCGGCUAUGAAACAAAUCAGGAACCUUAUUCAGAAAAAUGAAGAUUUGGACGAAGAGUUGAAAAAAUCACAAAAAACUUGUGAAGGAUUAAAAUUGGCAUGUGAAAAAAAAGACAAAGAACUCGAAAAACAGACGCAAGACCUCCAAGAGGUUAAAUCCUGUAGUGAUAACCUAGCGAAAACACUUCGGAAAAGGGAAAAAGAGUGCGAAGAGAAGGAGAGAGAAAUCACGUCUCUAAGCCAGGCGGUGAAGAAAUCAGAAAUAUUGCGCCAAGAUUUGGAGGCGCGGCUCAUUGAAUCUGAGAAAUCAUGUCAAGAAACCAAAAAGAAACUAAACAAACUCGAGAAAAUUCAAGAGUUUAUCUAUGAUUUAUCAUCAGGAAAGAACAAAUUAUUUGAGGAUAAAUGAGAUAUAGUAAAAGUUUGCGAGGAGAAGAAUGAUAAACAUAUUAAGAUAAUAGAAAUACACAGGUCUAUUGGUGGAACCUUUUUGCAAUGUCUGAAAUACAGAGAUAUCUUCAUUACAA
Daphnia carinata is the source of this 2720-nucleotide messenger RNA. RefSeq lists its product as uncharacterized. NCBI's taxonomy places the organism in Eukaryota, Metazoa, Arthropoda, Branchiopoda, Diplostraca, Daphniidae. The record is from RefSeq and is a predicted model, not a curated record.